UAUUAGCAAUAAAAAAGCUGUAACUCCAGGUAAAAACCUCAUUUCGAAAUUAACAUCAAUUAAAGCAGGAAUCUCCCCUAAAACCUCAAUAAAUCUGUUUAAAGCAUUCGUCCGGUCCAAAGCGGAAUAUGCCAGCACCAGUUACGCCAAUGCACCAAAAGGUUACAACAAGCAACUUCAAACGAGCGUUAAUGAAACUCUACGGAGAUGUCUAGGAGUACCACCUAACACCCCAACACUUAUGCGAUACGCGCUAGCCUGCGAACUCCCACCUCUAUCUAGAGCAGUGUGGCUGACAGCUAAAGAACUGGUCAAACAAUGGUUCCUCAACCCGGCACUAAGAACACAAUUACAAGACAAACCGGCCAUAAAUUCAAGCUAUAGUAGAACAUAUGAAAAAUUCAAAGUAACCAUAAACAACAUAGACACAAAUGUUGCCUUUAACAGACAUAACAAUAUUACCCUUUUUCAAUCUGAAUUAUCGAACUCAAAAAAAAAUUUCUCCUCCACACAACUUAGAGCAAUUUAUAACCAAAAAAUCAACACUUUGAAGGAUGAUGGCUACAACAUAUAUGCGACUGAUGCAUCGGUGAUGGCAAAUAAAGUUGGAUGUGCAGUGUACGUGGAAACAACCAAUGUCUCAUACCUUUUUAACAUAGACGGAAAUUUUACCUCAACCUACGGUGAGCUAGUUGCACUAUCUCAGGCAGCUACAAUAGCAAGCAACAGCGGGAACAAAAAGAUAGCAAUUUUCACAGACAGCCAGGCAGCAAUCAAAGCCCUCGACAAUCACACCACACAGAACUUCCUUGUGGCAGAAAUUCACAACAAACUACACAGAUCCAACAUUGAAAACAUAAUGAUAGUACGGACACCCAGUCAUGUUGGGAUAACAAUAAACGAAAAAGCCGACAUUGCUGCAAAAACUGCAAUUGAUUUCGCAUUACAGGUCAGAUACCUGUAAUACGUGCAACACUAAGGAAACGGCGGAACACCUUAUAUUCGACUGCAGUACUUACAGCACUCUAAGAAAUGAGUAUACGCUUUUCCAAACGUACCACAACUUCAAACAAA
Molecule: messenger RNA, 1074 nt
Organism: Rhagoletis pomonella (apple maggot)
Lineage: Eukaryota; Metazoa; Arthropoda; Insecta; Diptera; Tephritidae
Exons: 2
Coding region: 242-964 (240 amino acids)
Molecular function (GO): nucleic acid binding; RNA-DNA hybrid ribonuclease activity
Source: RefSeq, a predicted model, not a curated record